AUGUCAAAGAAUCUGCAAGAACAAUCCACCAAGAAAGACCAUUCAGUAGUCAGCGAAAAAGAAGCCUACGCUGCUGGCAAAAUCCAACUAUCAGACAGAUUAGGUGAUGCACAUUUUAACCCUUUGCCAACGAAGAAUCUCAUUAUUUGUCUUUGUAGCUUGGCUUUGGGUUCGAUUAUUUCAUUUGCAGACCAAACAGGUGUAACAGUAGCCUUACCAUAUAUUGCGAAAGAUUUGGGAGCAGAGAACACUAUAAAUUGGGCUGGUACAGCAUCACUUUUGGCAAACACUGUUUGCCAGGUACUUUUUGGAAGGGUUUCUGAUAUAUUCGGUAGGAAAUCUGUUAUGCUUGCAUGUCUUUUAAUUUUAGUUAUUGCUGAUUUAUGCUGUGGGUUUGCUCAGACAGGCUUACAGUUCUAUAUCUUCAGAGCUUUUGCAGGAAUUGGAAACGGUGGAGUUUCUUCCUUGACAAUGGUGAUACUCAGUGAUAUAACAACUUUAGAACAGAGAGGAAAGUACCAAGGUAUUCUUGGGUCAAGUGUCGGGGUCGGAAAUGCAGUUGGCCCUUUUAUAAUGGCAGCUUUCCACAGUAAGUACUCUUGGAGAGGAUUUUAUUACAUGCUUGCGCCGUUAGGCUGUAUUGUAAUCGUUACAAUUUAUUUCUUGGUUGAAGACAGAGGUGAGCAAUUAAACCAGGUCCUAACUAAAAAAGAUAAAAUGAAAAAAAUCGAUUAUCUUGGUCUUUUAACGGCGACAGUUGCUUUGACAUUAUUACUAGUACCAAUCAGUGGUGGUGGAACCUCUUAUCCUUGGAAUAGCCCAAAAGUAAUAAUAAUGAUUAUCGUAGGUGGCCUUUGUUUCAUAUCAUUCUUACUCAUUGAAUGGAAAAUUCCACAGCUACCAAUGAUACCUUUGGAAAUCUUUAAAGUGCCCUCACUUAGCUUGAUAUUAGGAUCAAGCUUUCUUUUUGGAAUGACAUAUUUUAGCUUUCUCUAUUAUAUGCCUUAUUUCUUCCAAAUUGUGAGAGAUAAAGACCUGGUUCAAGCCUCGAUCUUUAUAUUACCGUUGGUUCUAAGUCAAGCAGCCAUGUCAAUAGCCUCCGGCCAACUUAUAACAAGGACUCAACAUUACCUUCCAUCUGUAAUUUUCGGAUAUUUCACUUGGUUAUUCGGGAUCGCUUUGCUAAGAUUAUGGGAUAAAGAGAUCAACGACGGCAUUUGCGCACUUAUAUUAUUAAUUAUGGGAACAGGAGUAGGGUUUACGUUUCAACCUACCAUGGUUGCAGCUCAGGCACAAGCGAAGAAAUCCCAGAGGGCCGUCGUAAUUUCCACUAGAAAUGUGAUGAGAUCAUUUGGUGGUGCAGUGGGCAUCGCUGUCGGUUCAACAAUAAUAAGUAACAGUCUUUUAAAAAAAAUAAAUCAAAAAGGGAUCGACCUUCCACCUGAAUACGUAAAUUAUAUGAAGGGCCAUAUUUUCAAUAAGAUUAAAACGAAUCAAUUAACUUCGCAAGAAGCUGAUGUGGUCAAGAACAUGUAUGUUCUUGCAUUAAGGAACUACUUUUAUGUGUUGAUUCCUUUGAUAGCAAUUUGCCUUAUCAGUUCACUUUUCAUAAGAGACAGAGGUCUCAAGUGUAUCGACGAACCUCAGAACAUUAAUAACGAACCAGAACUCAAUCUGAGUAUUAGCACAAGCUCCUCCGCAACUAGAUAA
Molecule: messenger RNA, 1710 nt
Organism: Priceomyces carsonii
Lineage: Eukaryota; Fungi; Ascomycota; Pichiomycetes; Serinales; Debaryomycetaceae
Exons: 1
Coding region: 1-1710 (569 amino acids)
Biological process (GO): transmembrane transport
Cellular component (GO): plasma membrane
Molecular function (GO): transmembrane transporter activity
Source: RefSeq, a predicted model, not a curated record